This is a messenger RNA of Cynara cardunculus var. scolymus (artichoke), 339 nucleotides long. RefSeq names its product succinate dehydrogenase assembly factor 4, mitochondrial-like. NCBI's taxonomy places the organism in Eukaryota, Viridiplantae, Streptophyta, Magnoliopsida, Asterales, Asteraceae. Gene Ontology annotation, biological process: mitochondrial respiratory chain complex II assembly. The record is from RefSeq and is a predicted model, not a curated record. Gene Ontology annotation, cellular component: mitochondrion. The coding region runs from base 1 to 339 and encodes 112 amino acids. The transcript has a single exon.
AUGGCAUUGUCUAACUUGCAUCGUCUACUCUCAACGCCGCCGACCGCCAUCUCUCGUCCGGCUAUCAUCUUCUCCGCCUUCCGAUCGGAAUUCACCAACUCCACAAAUCGAUUCAUCUCCAGUGUGACUGAAAACCUUCAAACUCACCAAGAUCAGGACGGAGCCACUAACGAAGAAGAUAAGACCCAAAAAGCUCAAGGUCACGGAGAGGAAAACGAUGAAGAUGAUGGCGAAGAGCUUGAUAUCAAUAAAGAGACCGGCGAAUAUGGUGGUCCCCGAGGUCCAGAGCCUACUCGUUACGGUGAUUGGGAACGUAAUGGUCGUUGCUCUGAUUUCUAA